UGGCCCCGACCCCAGUGUACGCCCCCCGAGCGCGCCCCGGCCAUGCGCGGCCUGGGGCUCCCGCUGCUCGCCCUGUGUCUGCUAGUGGCAGCCCCCAGCACCCCACUGCCUCACGUGGAGCAGUACGAGGUGGUGUGGCCCCGACGCCUGCCAGCACCCCGUGCCCGUCGAGCUCUGCCCUCCCACCUGGACCUGUACCCGGAGAGCGUGAGCUACGUCCUUGGGACCCAGGGGCACAACUUCACCCUGCACUUGAGGAAGAACAGGGACCUGGUGGGCUCGGGUUACACGGAGACGUACAGGGCUGCCAAUGGCUCCCAGGUGGUGGAGCAGCGACAGAGGCAGGGUCACUGCUUCUACCAAGGCCACGUUCAAGGACAUCAGCACUCCGCUGCCAGCCUCAGCACCUGUUUGGGCCUCAGGGGCUUUUUCCGGGCUGGCUCAGACGUCCACGUGAUCGAGCCCCUGGACAGGGCUGGCGAAGAGGGGCGGCACGCGCUAUACCGGGCGGAGCAUCUGCAACAGAAGCUUGGGACCUGUGGGGUCAGCGACACCAGCUUGGAGCAGGCCCUGGGGCCUCGGACCUCGGCAGCCUUCAGGCCCCGGAACGGGCUGCUGCCCCGAGACACCCGCUAUGUGGAGCUGUAUGUGGUCACGGACAGCGCAGAGUUCCAACGGCUAGGGAGCAGAGCAGCGGUGCGCAGCCGGGUGAUGGAGGUGGUGAACCACGUGGACAAGCUUUAUCAGGAGCUCAAUUUCCGUGUGGUCCUGGUGGGCCUGGAGAUGUGGAGCCGAGGGGACGAGAUUCAGGUGAGCUCGAACCCCGACACCACGCUGGACAACUUCCUGCGGUGGCGGACGCAGAGGCUGGUGGGAAGGCACCAGCACGACAAUGCGCAGCUCAUCACCGGGGUUGAGUUCACCGGGACCACCGUGGGACUGGCCAAGGUGUCGGCCAUGUGCUCCCAGGACUCGGGGGCUGUGAACCAGGACCACAACCUAGAGAACCCUGUCGGUGUCGCAUCCACCAUGGCCCACGAGAUGGGCCACAACCUGGGCAUGGACCAUGACGAGAACGUCCAGGGCUGCUACUGCCCCGUGCCACGGGAGGGCGGCGGCUGCAUCAUGGCGGCCAGCAUCGGCUCCAAGUUCCCCAGGAUGUUCAGCCAGUGCAGCCGCGCCGACCUGGAGAUGUUCGUGGAGGAGCCCCGCACAGCCUGCCUGGCCAACGCCCCGGACCCCAGCCGGAUGGUGGGCGACCCUGUGUGCGGGAACCAGUUUGUGGAGCGCGGGGAGCAGUGUGACUGUGGCCCGCCCCAGGCCUGUCAGAACCCCUGCUGCAACGCCACCACCUGCCAGCUGGCCGCGGGGGCCCAUUGUGCCCAAGGGGCCUGCUGCCAAGACUGCAAGGUGACGCCUGCCGGUGAGCUGUGCCGUCCCCCAAAGGAUGCGUGUGACCUUGAGGAGUACUGUGAUGGUCAGCGGCCAUUGUGCCCGGAGGACGCCUUCCAGGAGAACGGCACACCCUGCCCAGGGGGCUACUGCUACAAUGGGGUCUGUCCUGCGCUGGCCCAGAGGUGCCAGGACCUGUGGGGGCCAGGCUCGCGUGUUGCUGAGGAAACAUGCUAUACCUAUAGCAUCUCCCCAGGCUGCCAGGGCAGGCCCGCGCAGGGUUCCAGCAAGGUCGACACGUGUGGCACCCUCUACUGUGAGGGCGGACGGAAGCCGCCGGAGCGGAGUUCCUGUACCCUCACCUUGCGCACGGGCACUUGCCAGGCUCUCGCCCUGGAGGGAGGUGCUGCGUAUGAGCCAGUGCCGGAAGGCACCAAGUGCGGCGAGGAGAGGGUUUGCUGGAAAGGAGUCUGCCGGCACCUGCACGUUUACAGAUCCAUAAACUGCUCUGCCCAGUGCAACAACCACGGGGUGUGCAACCACAAGGGACAGUGCCACUGCCACCCGGGCUGGGCCCCGCCCCACUGCACAGAGCUGCUGCCCCGCGUGCACACAGGGUCCAGGAGCCUCCUGGUGGGCCUGCUGGCCUCUGUGGUGCUGCUGGUGGCUCUCCUGGCAGGUGUGGUCUUCUACCGAAAGGCCUGGAACCGAGGCUCUUGGAGGAGCUCAGUGCCCAAGACUGCCAAGGGGCUCUCCAACCCCCUGUUCCAUGAGGGGCCCAGUGUGCCAGCCAAGGGUGGGGCUCCAGCCGCCACCACCCACCCCAGCCAGCCCACCAGGCCCAUGGCCUCCAGGAUGACCCCUAAGCAGCUGCCCCGUGCUCCUCCAGUCACCAUGUCCAACCCACCCUUCACCAUUCCUGUGUACACCCGGCCGCCCCCAGACCAGCUCAGACCUCCUCCUCCUGCCAAGCGCCUCCCUGAGCUGAAGCCCAAGCAGGGUGUGAAGCCGACCUUCCCACCUCCGAUGCCUCCAGUCAAGCCUGGGGCGGGAAGAGCCACCCCUGGACCCGUGCAGGGCGCCGCGGGUGCGAAGGCGGCUCCGAGGCCCCCGGUGCAGCGGAGGUGACGCGGGGCUGCGGACAUCGGCCCGGGGGGGAC
Molecule: messenger RNA, 2552 nt
Organism: Neogale vison (American mink)
Lineage: Eukaryota; Metazoa; Chordata; Mammalia; Carnivora; Mustelidae
Gene: ADAM8
Product: ADAM metallopeptidase domain 8
Exons: 24
Coding region: 43-2520 (825 amino acids)
Biological process (GO): proteolysis; inflammatory response; regulation of cell-cell adhesion
Molecular function (GO): cell adhesion molecule binding; metalloendopeptidase activity
Source: RefSeq, a predicted model, not a curated record